AUGGCACCAAUCACACCAAAAGCUAAGAAAGUGGCUGAUUUGAAAUCACCAUCAACAUCUUCACAAAAGAAGAUGAAGCAAUCUUCUUUGAUGUCUUUCUUUUCCAAACAAUCGCCUACUACAUCUAAAAUUAAGCCGGUUGCUGCAGAAGGAAAGAAGGUUGGCGUCAACCCAAAAAAAGGGACAGCACUAUUCGUGGGACAGGAAGACGACGACGACGACGAAGAUGCUGAUAAUCUAAGAGUUAAGAAAGAUAAUAUUGGGAAUUCUUCUCUUGAUUUUGGUUCAAAGAAAACUUAUGGUAAAGAAGUAGAAAAGGCUGAAAACGUAAGAUCCUUCGUUAAACCAGAGACAUCUUCUCAGGAUGAUGAUAAAUCUUUAUCACUACUUAUAAAAACAACACCGGCUACAGAGAUGGAUGAUACAUUUGGGGAAAGUGAUGAUUCUUUAUCACUUUCUUCGACCAGAAGAAAGGUCAAAAGAAAUAUAAGCUAUGCAGAAAGUAGUAGUGAUGAUGAUGACGAUUUAAUUGCAAGUUCAAAAAGAAGAAGAAAGAAUAAUUCCCGUGCUGAUGAUGAGGAUGAGGAUGAUGAUGAUUUUAUUCCCGCCAAGAAGGUUGAUAUUGAAAGUGAAGAAAGUGAGGACGAUGAUAAAAUUGCCAUUAAUGAUAUUGACCUCGACGAUGAUGAUGAUUUGUUGGAGUUGGCUAGUAAACCUAAAUCACAGACAACAAAAUCAGUUAACAAGAUUUUAAAUAGUUCAGUACCAUCUAAACCAUCAACACCAAGACCUGUCAAAAAAAUUAACAAUAGUUCGAAGCAUUCUAACUUUAACAAAGAAAAUGAAGAGAGGUAUCAAUGGUUAGUUGAUAUUAGAGACGCCCAAAAAAGACCAAUUUCAGAUCCAGAGUAUGAUCCUAGAACUUUAUAUAUACCUUCUUCUGCGUGGAAUAAAUUCACAGCAUUUGAAAAGCAAUAUUGGGAGAUCAAGUCAAAAAUGUGGGAUUGUGUUGUAUUCUUCAAGAAAGGUAAAUUUUUUGAAUUAUACGAAAAGGAUGCUAUGUUGGGUAAUUCCUUAUUCGAUUUAAAGAUCGCUGGUGGCGGUAGAGCCAACAUGCAACUAGCUGGUAUUCCUGAAAUGUCAUUCGAUUAUUGGUCAUCUCAAUUUAUUCAAUAUGGUUAUAAAGUCGCAAAAGUUGAUCAACGUGAAUCUAUGUUGGCAAAAGAAAUGCGUGAAGGUUCAAAAGGUAUUGUUAAAAGGGAAUUAGAAUGUGUGUUGACAUCGGGUACCUUAACAGAUGGAUCGAUGUUGCACUCCGAUCUGGCUACUUAUUGUAUGGCUAUAAGAGAAGAACCUGGCAAUUAUUAUACCUGUAAUGAUGAAAAUAUAGUAUCAAUAGAAGAGACGAUGUCCAAGAAAAUAUUCGGUGUUGCUUUUAUAGAUACAGCUACUGGUGAGCUACAGAUGUUAGAAUUUGAAGACGAUAAGGAAUGUUCAAAGUUUGAUACUCUGAUGUCACAAAUCAAACCAAAGGAAGUCAUUAUGGAAAAAAAUAAUUUGAGUAACUUAGCCCAAAAAAUAGUCAAAUUCAAUUCAUCCCCACAGGCAAUAUUCAAUUAUAUGAAACCUGGUACUGAAUUUUAUGAUUUCCAUCGUACUUAUGAUGAGCUUUUAAAACCUGAGAAUGCUUAUUUCGAAGAGCAAUCGGAAUGGCCAACAAUCCUACAAAAGUAUUACAAUAAUGGUAAACAAGUAGGAUUCAGUGCAUUCGGUGGACUUUUGAACUAUUUGAAGUGGUUGAAACUUGAUAGUUCAUUGAUUAGCUUAGGUAACAUGAAAGAAUAUAAUUUGAUAAAAUCACAGCACUCAAUGAUUCUUGAUGGUGUUACAUUACAAAAUUUGGAAAUUUUUUCCAAUACUUUUGAUGGAUCUGAUAAGGGUACAUUAUUUAAAUUGUUCAAUAGAGCUAUUACUCCUAUGGGUAAAAGAACGAUGAGAACAUGGGUAAUGCAUCCGCUACUGCAUAAAGCUGACAUUGAUAAAAGAUUAGACAGUGUUGAACAACUACUUGACGAUCCAGUAUUAAGAGAUUUGUUCGAAUCUCAUCUGUCAAAGAUUCCCGAUUUAGAAAGAUUGUUAUCUCGAAUUCAUGCCGGUACUGUAAAAAUGAAAGACUUUGAUAAGGUGAUCCAAGGCUUUGAAACUAUAGUUAAAUUAUUGACUAAAAUUUCAAAUCAGAACUUUAAUGGAGCUUUGGGUGUUUUCGUAUCCCAAAUUCCAGAAAGUUUGUUUCAAGAUGUUGCGAAAUGGACAAAUGCUUUUGAUCGUGAAAAGGCUAUUGUUGAAGAUGUUAUGGAGCCACAUAGUGGUGUUGAACCUGAAUUCGAUGAAUCUCUAGAUAAGAUAAAAGGAAUCGAAGAAGACUUAAAUGAUCACUUGAGAAGAUAUAAAAAAGAAUUUAAAUGUUCCACUAUUCAUUUCAAGGAUUCUGGUAAAGAAAUAUAUACAAUUGAAGUCCCAAUGGCGGCAACGAAAUUAAUCCCAUCGAGCUGGAUGCAAAUGGGUGCCAAUAAAUCAUCUAAGAGAUAUUAUUCCGAAGAAGUAAGUAAGUUGGCAAGAAGCAUGGCAGAAGCUCGAGAAUCGCAUAAGAUUAUAGAACAAGAUCUUAAAAAUAGAUUAUCAAAAAAGUUUCAUUCUCAUUACAAGACCAGUUGGAUGCCAACAAUCGAAGCUAUUUCUAAAAUAGACUGUUUAAUUGCAUUGGCCCGUACAUCGGAAUCUCUAGGUGCUCCAUCUUGCAGGCCUCAAUUAGUUGAUGAAAUAGAUCCUGCUACAGGCGCUAAACUAAAUGGUUACCUAAAAUUCAAAUCUUUGAGGCACCCAUGUUUCAACUUAGGUUCCACUUCAAUUAAAGAGUUUAUACCUAAUGAUAUCGAGUUGGGUAAAGAUGUUCCACAGUUAGGUCUACUGACAGGUGCCAAUGCAGCAGGUAAGUCUACCAUAUUACGUAUGACUUGUGUAGCAGUUAUUAUGGCACAAAUUGGGUGCUAUGUUCCAUGUGAGUCCGCAACCAUGACUCCAGUUGAUAAAAUUAUGACUAGAUUGGGUGCGAAUGAUAAUAUAAUGCAAGGUAAAUCUACAUUUCUUGUUGAACUAUCAGAAACAAAAAAAAUAUUAGACGUUGCCACUAAUAGAUCAUUAUUGGUUCUUGAUGAAUUGGGUAGAGGAGGUUCAUCCAAUGAUGGUUUUGCCAUAGCAGAAAGUGUGUUAUACCAUGUUGCUACUCAUAUGCAGAGUUUAGGUUUCUUUGCAACACAUUAUGGUUCGCUAGGUUUAAGUUUCAAAGGUCAUCCACAAGUUAGACCAUUAAAGAUGAGUAUUCUUGUUGAUGAAGGUACCAGGAACAUUACAUUUUUAUAUAAACUAGUUGAAGGGCAAAGUGAAGGUUCCUUUGGUAUGCAUGUGGCAUCUAUGUGUGGUAUUCCUAAAAAAAUUGUUGAUAAUGCACAAGUGGCCGCUGAAACUUAUGAACAUACUUCAAUUUUAAGGAGAGCAAGAAAAGCAUCUGAUCAAGGCCGUGGUGACAAUGAUGAGAACGGUAUUCCAAUCGGUUUAUCCAGUGAUUUUGUUAGAUUGGUAUACGGUAGUGGCUUAGCAAAUGAUAAAAAAGGUACUGGUGAAGGUGUGAUGAUUUAUGAUGAUAAUGUCAAAACUAACGUUUUACAAACCUGGUUGAAAUUAAUUGAUUCAUUGUAA
Vanderwaltozyma polyspora DSM 70294 is the source of this 3756-nucleotide messenger RNA. RefSeq names its product mismatch repair ATPase MSH6 (gene MSH6). NCBI's taxonomy places the organism in Eukaryota, Fungi, Ascomycota, Saccharomycetes, Saccharomycetales, Saccharomycetaceae. Gene Ontology annotation, molecular function: mismatched DNA binding; ATP-dependent DNA damage sensor activity; ATP binding. Gene Ontology annotation, biological process: mismatch repair. The transcript has a single exon. The coding region runs from base 1 to 3756 and encodes 1251 amino acids. Gene Ontology annotation, cellular component: nucleus; MutSalpha complex. The record is from RefSeq and is a predicted model, not a curated record.